AUGGACGACGGGGUCGUCCUGCGUGCGGGCCGCGCCGCUGGGGUCGCGCGGCAUCCCAAGCACGACGAGGAGUGCACACGCCCACCGAAGCGCGCCUGCCGUGGCGCAGGCGCAGACACGGAGGACGCCGGCCCCGAGCUCGUCACGCCAGCGUCGCUGCGCGAGGCGUACGCGGCGCGACGGCCCGUGGCGCCGCUCGGUGCGGACCUCGAGCCGGCCAAGUUUCGUGCGCCGAGUGCCGUGAGUGCGCGCCUGGUCGAGCGCGCGUCGCCCACGCGCACCAAGCAGGCGCCCGAGCGGUUCUCGCCCUCGGACAUGGCGCACGCUCAGCGGGCCGCCGCACACAUUGCAUCGCCCCUGCCGUACGCACUGUCCUCGUCGCUGCCGCUGCCGGCCGCAUUUGUGCAGCUGCUGGAACUGCACACGGCUGUAGAGCAGAGCCUGCUUGUGCACAUUGCCACGCACGGCGCGCCGACGGCCGAGCCUGUGCCGGACGACACCGCGCGCGUGCGUAUCCCGCACGUCAUCACGUUCCAGAAGCUGCGUCCGAUGGUCGAGCGCACAACCCGCCGCACCCUGGACGCGGCGUCGUUCCGGCGCCUCGCGUGGAUCUGGUCGCAUGCGCCAGGCGUGCCGACCGAUACGACAGGCGCCUACGACGCUGGCGGCAUGGGCUUUCUUGUGUCGUGCGUACGGACACUGCAUCCGACCACGCGGCGGCGCACGCUCGACUGGUCGCUCACCCUCGAGAUGUCGCUCCGGCGACCCCCCCCCACGCCGCCCUUGGAGGUGCACUACGGCUCGCCGUCCAACUUUGCCAGCCCAUCCAAGGGCGCGCCGGCCUCGCCGGCGCACGCGAGUCCGAGCCGCGAGGAGAUGAGCCACCUGGCCCUCUGGAACGCCGGCAUCGACGAGCGCCGCGCCGAGGUCGCGCGCCGUCUGCACCGCCUCGUCGCUGCUGCUCACACCACAUGGCUUGCCCAACACGGCCUUUCAGCCACGACGGCGGGCACCCCGACCCGCGCUACGUCGGACGCCCACGCCGCGCUUGCACGCGCCAUCGAUGCAGCGCCGCCACGCACGCCCAAGCGCGCCGGCCCACCAGGCCAGUCGCACACCGGACGGGCACGCUACGCGUGUGGUGCGCUCCAUCUCUGCGCUGUCGCCGCCGACGAGUCCCCUCGCGGCCCGCUCGAAGCGUGCGUCGCCAUCCCCGCCCAGCAGUGCGCGGCUCCCUGCGACGCCAUCGACGCCGUCCUCUGCGCGGUGCCUGCAGCCCAUGCUCCGAGCGUGGCACCCCGACUUUCCUCUGGACGAUAUGGCACCUAUACCCCUGGCUAA
Malassezia sympodialis ATCC 42132 is the source of this 1341-nucleotide messenger RNA. RefSeq lists its product as uncharacterized. Bases 1 to 1341 code for a protein of 446 amino acids. NCBI's taxonomy places the organism in Eukaryota, Fungi, Basidiomycota, Malasseziomycetes, Malasseziales, Malasseziaceae. The record is from RefSeq and is a predicted model, not a curated record. The transcript is spliced from 2 exons.